Oncorhynchus kisutch (coho salmon) is the source of this 3402-nucleotide messenger RNA. RefSeq names its product integrator complex subunit 6 like (gene ints6l). The transcript has 18 exons. Gene Ontology annotation, biological process: snRNA 3'-end processing. The record is from RefSeq and is a predicted model, not a curated record. Gene Ontology annotation, cellular component: integrator complex. The coding region runs from base 179 to 2908 and encodes 909 amino acids. NCBI's taxonomy places the organism in Eukaryota, Metazoa, Chordata, Actinopteri, Salmoniformes, Salmonidae.
AGGAAAGACAGAUAGAGUCAGGCAGCGGCAAGGGGUGGCUGUACGACCCUCUUUUGGGGGGGGUCUGAUUAUUACAAAAAAAUAUACACACAUAUAUGCAUGCCCCGGCCGCAAGAUAGGUCAUAUGACGAUAAUAGGUAUUUUAGAAAGCAUAUAGCUAUAUAUCUAUACAUUUAAGAUGCCUAUUUUACUUUUCCUGAUAGACACGUCCGCUUCUAUGAAUCAGCGCACUUAUUUGGGUACGACGUAUCUGGACAUUGCUAAAGGCGCGGUUGAGAUCUUUAUGAAGCUGCGUGCCCGAGACCCGGCUAGUAGAGGCGACAGGUACAUGCUAGUUACAUUCGAUGAUCCACCAUACGGAGUUAAGGCGGGCUGGAAGGAGAACCAUGCCACGUUUAUGAGUGAACUGAAGAACCUGCAGGCGUCUGGACUGACAACUCUGGGUCACGCUCUCCGCGCGGCCUUUGACCUACUCAACCUAAACCGCCUUGUCUCUGGCAUCGACAACUAUGGACAGGGCCGUAACCCGUUCUUUCUGGAGCCUUCGGUGAUCAUCACCAUCACGGAUGGGAACAAGCUGACUCACACCUCUGGGGUGCCGGAUGAGCUUCACCUGCCCCUGACCUCUCCACUGCCAGGCAGUGAGCUGACCAAGGAGCCAUUCCGGUGGGACCAGCGGCUCUUCGCCCUGGUGCUGCGUCUCCCUGGGGCAGCCACGCCCGACAGCGAGCAGCUGGGCAGCGUCCCCAACGACGAGUCUGCCAUCACCCAGAUGUGUGAGGUCACUGGAGGUCGGUCAUACUGUGUACGGACUCAGAGGAUGCUGAACCAGUGUCUGGACUCUCUGGUCCAGAAGGUUCUGAGUGGUGUCGUCAUCAACUUUGAAAAGACAGGGCCAGAUCCGCCUCUGGUAGGCGAAGAUGGUAUGGUUGACCCGAGCCGGCCCGUGUUGUCCUUCAGCCCACAGCCCUGGCACAGCUGCCACAAGCUCAUCUACGUGCGACCCAACCCCAAGACAGGGGUGCCUGUAGGCCACUGGCCCAUCCCCGAGUCCUUCUGGCCGGACCAGAACUCCCCCGCUCUGCCUCCUCGCUCUGCCCACCCCAUGGUGCGUUUCACCUGUGUGGACUGUGAGCCCAUGGUGAUUGACAAGCUGCCCUUUGACAAGUACGAACUGGAGCCCUCGCCACUCACCCAGUAUAUCCUGGAGAGGAAGUCCCCACACAUGUGCUGGCAGGUCUUUGUGAACAGUAGUGGAAAGCACAGUGACCUAGCCCAGCCCUUUGGCUACCUGAAGGCCAGCACCACUCUCUCCUGUGUCAACCUCUUCGUCAUGCCUUACAACUACCCAGUUGUUUUGCCACUCCUUGAUGACCUGUUUAAAGUGCACAAACUGAAGCCAAACCUAAAGUGGCGGCAGGCCUUUGAGAUCUACCUGAAGACCAUGCCUCCUUACUUUCUCUUGCCAUUGAAGAAGGCACUGCGAAUGAUGGGAGCACCCAACCUCAUCUCCGACAACAUGGACUGUGGCCUCAGCUACAGUGUCAUCUCCUACCUAAAGAAGCUUAGCCAGCAGGCAAAGAUGGAGUCGGAUCGCCUGAUCGUGUCUGUAGGGAAGAAGGCUCCCCAAGAGACUGGGAUAAAGGUGAAGAACCACUCCAACACCCUGUCCCUGGCCCACCGCAAAGACUUCAAGCAGCUGCUGCAGGGUAUCACAGGAGAGAUGUCCCUCCGCCUUGCAGACAUCAACUUCAAGGAGUUUGCCGGCUUUCAGAUUGCACUGCUCAACAAGGAUCUAAAGCCUCAGGCGUAUCGAAACGCCUAUGACAUCCCAAGGAGGAACCUUCUAGAUCAGCUGACACGGAUGCGCUCCAACCUUCUGAGGACUACUCAGAAACUUAUCAGAGGACAAGAUGAAGACUACCUUCACAGUAUACCCAUGGUUCAGAUGGGCAACUAUCAGGAGUAUCUAAAGAUGAUGCCGUCUCCUCUGAGAGAGAUCGACCCUGACCAACCCAAACGCCUGCACACCUUCGGCAACCCAUUCAAACAGGACAAGAAGGGGAUGAUGAUUGAUGAGGCAGAUGAGUUUGUAACGGGUCCCCAAAGCAAGAAGAGAGGUGUUACUGGGGACCCCAACUCGGGGGCUGCUCUGAAGAGAAGGCGGAGCAUGUCCCCUUUACUGCGUCGGCCCCAGACUCCACCAAUCAUCACCAACCAUGUAGUGGGGAAGGGGUCCAAUGGGAACGGGGUCCAGGGCCAGCCUGGCAUCAAGCCCAUCCCACUGCACAAAGGUAGGGGAGCAGAGGGGAACAGCAUGCUGGGCACAGAGAAUAACGGGGAGGGGGUUGUGGGGCCUGAAUCAGGGGACGGCUGGCCUGGAGUGGUGGUGGACGGUGUGGGAGGGGGCACAAAUGCACUCAUCCUGGAGGAGAGAGAGGAUGAGAGGCCUGGGAUGUGUGCGGAGGACAGUGGGGAGGACAGUGGCGUGGAGGAGGACAGGUUAGGGGAGGGUGGCUUGGAUGAGCGGCACCCCUCAGAGAGACAGCAGCAAAGCUGUGAGGGGGACCCGGAGGGAGAGCUGGAGGGAGAUGAAAAUGGAGCAGACCAAGCUGAGCCUGAGGCGGUCACCAUAGCCCCACUAGAUGGCAGCAAUGCUGAGCUGCGCACACGGGUCAUCAAGGAGGUCCGCAAACCUGGCCGCAACUAUGAGACCAUAUUCAGGCUGCUGGAGGAGGUGAAGGGGUCUGUGACGGUCCAGAGGUACUUCAUCCAUCACGCGAUCAAGGAGGCUGCCAGGUUUAAGAAGCGGGUGCUGAUCCAGCAGUUGGAGACAGCUCUGGAGUUGAUUGAGGAGAAGGAGCUGCAGCUCCCUGCUGUCCGCCUCAACAACGACCAUGGUAGAUAGUGAAGAAGUGGCCUGCAGGGGUCCCUGCUCAGAAUCACAAAGAUAUGUACAGGAACAGGGUACUCUCCUUCACAAGACAUGGACAGGAACAGGGUACUCUCCUUAACAAGACAUGGACAGGAACAGGGUACUCUCCUUAACAAGACAUGGACAGGAACAGGGUACUCUCCUUAAUAAGACAUGACUUACACAUGGUCCAACAACACCCCAUAGGAUGUAAAGUUGAAAGAAGGAGGCAAUAGAGGAGACAACAGAGGGCUGAGAUCCCUUCCUAUCUAUGUGUUGUGACAUUGUGCCUCAACAGCACUCACACAUGGAGAUGGAAGGGUCAGUGGUUAUAAUUCGGGAGGGAGGAGGAGGGUAGGGCCAGAGCCAGACCAAUGUGGAGAUAAGUUAAGAGACUCUGGAUGUAAUCCACUCCAAUAGUGACUGAUGCCAUUGCUGACCAUAUGGCUAAUUCAGUUUGUCCACAGACAUUGAUUAAUUCACACACA